GACGUGGAAGAUCCCAAACCGGAAGCAAUGCCCGUUCGAUUUGGCUGGGUGACGGGAGUCAUGAUCCGAUGCAUGCUGAAUAUUUGGGGUGUGAUUCUUUAUCUCCGUUUGCCCUGGAUAACGGCCCAGGCUGGCAUAGGGCUAACCUGGUUGAUCAUUCUCAUGUCCUCUGUGGUGACCAGCAUUACUGGUCUCUCCAUCUCUGCAAUUUCCACCAACGGCAAAGUCAAAGCAGGGGGAACCUACUUCCUGAUCUCUCGCAGCUUGGGCCCAGAACUUGGUGGAUCCAUUGGCCUUCUCUUCUCCUUUGCCAAUGCUGUGGCUGUAGCCAUGCACGUAGUGGGUUUCUCCGAAACAGUGAAGGACCUGCUGGUGGAGUCGGAUGCCGUGAUGGUUGAUCCGGUGAACGAUAUCCGCAUCGUGGGUGUGAUUACUGUCACCUGCCUCCUUGGAAUCGCUUUGGCUGGCAUGGAAUGGGAAGCAAAAGCUCAAGUGGUCUUCUUCUUUGUCAUCAUGGUAUCCUUCAUCAACUAUUUCGUCGGGACAUUAAUCCCGGCCUCACCAGCGAGAAUGUCUAAAGGCUACUUCAGCUAUCGUGGUGACAUCUUCUUGGAGAACCUCACACCUCAAUGGCGAGGAGAUUCUGGAAGCUUUUUUGGCAUGUUCUCCAUCUUCUUCCCCUCAGCCACUGGGAUCCUGGCCGGGGCCAAUAUUUCAGGAGAUCUGAAGGAUCCAGCAGUUGCCAUCCCCCAAGGAACACUAAUGGCUAUCUUCCUGACCACCAUCAGCUAUUUGGCCAUUGCAGCCACCAUAGGAGCUUGCGUCAUCCGUGAUGCCUCUGGAAGUCUAAAUGACACUUUGGUUUCCAACUUCACUGGCGGAGACUGUGUUGGCCUGGGUUGCGGGUACGGCUGGAACUUCACUGAAUGCAGUGUGACACAGACCUGCAACUAUGGGAUUGCCAAUGAUUACCAGACAAUGAGCAUGGUGUCGGCAUACAGCCCCCUGAUCACUGCAGGAAUCUUCGCUGCUACACUCUCAUCUGCUUUGGCUUGCCUUGUGUCAGCCCCCAAGGUUUUCCAGUGCCUCUGUCAAGACAACCUCUACCCUCUGAUAGGCUUUUUCGCCAAGGGUUAUGGAAAGAAUAAGGAGCCACUGAGGGCCUAUGGCCUGACUUUUAUCCUGGCUGUUGCCUUCAUCCUCAUAGCUGAAUUGAAUACCAUCGCUCCCAUCAUCUCCAACUUUUUCCUCUGCUCUUAUGCCUUGAUCAACUUCAGCUGUUUCCAUGCCACCAUCACCAAUUCCCCAGGCUGGAGGCCUUCCUUCCGCUACUUCAGCAAAUGGACCGCACUUUUUGGAGCCAUUGUCUCUGUGGUCAUCAUGUUCCUACUGACUUGGUGGGCAGCCCUCAUUGUGGUUGGGAUCAUCAUUGUGAGCUUGGCGUAUGUCACCUACAAGAAACCAGAGGUGAACUGGGGCUCCUCAGUGCAAGCCGGGACCUACAACAUGGCUCUUUCAAAUGCCAUGAACCUGAACAAUGUGGAAGACCAUGUCAAGAAUUUCCGACCUCAGUGUUUGGUCCUGUCAGGUCCUCCCAAUUUCCGACCAGACCUGGUGGAUUUUGUUGGCGCCUUCACUAAAAAUGUCAGCCUCAUGAUAUGCGGAAACGUGACCGAGGUUUGUGAAUCUUAUUGGGGGAUCAGCUCUUUGGGGGGGGGGGGGCAACUCCAGUGGCUUGGCGAGCGGAAAAUCCAAGCAUUCUACAACUUCAUCACCAUCGGAGACUUACGUUCAGGAGCUAGAACCCUUAUGCAGGUCUCAGGUCUAGGACGUCUAAGGCCCAACACCAUAGUUCUCGGUUAUAAAAGUGAUUGGCAGACCGACUCUCCCCAAAACCUGGAGAAUUAUGUGGGCAUAAUACAUGACACUUUCGACCUCGGCACUGCAGUCUGCCUGUUUCGGAUGAGACAUGGGCUGGACGUGUCACGGGUGAUCAAAGCCCAAGCUGCUCCUAAAGCCGUUGGUGCCGAUGCUGCAUUGGAGACCGUGUUCCAGAGGAAUCAGAAGAAGAAAAAUAUCGAUAUCUAUUGGUUGUUCGAUGAUGGCGGGCUGACCCUCCUCAUCCCCUAUCUUCUGACUCGCCGGAAACGUUGGAGCCAGUGCAAAGUCCGAGUCUUCAUCAGUGGGCAGAUCUCUAAUGCCGAGGAACACAGAGAAGAGAUCCGGUCUCUGUUGGACAAAUUCCGCCUCGGCUUCAGUGAGGUUGUGGUGCUGCCUGAAAUUAUAUGGAAACCUGAGGAGAACAUUUACAAGGAAUUUGAGGAUCUUAUAGCUCCAUAUCGGCUGAACGAGGGCCAAAAAGAUGCUGAAACCAUAGAAACAAUGAAGAAGGAGAUGCCAUGGAAAAUCACCAGUGAAGACCUGAGAAUCUACAAGAAAAAGUCUGAACAGCACUUGCGCCUUCACGAGGUUCUACAAGAUCACUCCCGCAAUGCAGCCCUCAUCGUCAUAAGCCUUCCGGUGGUGCGUAAAGGAGCCUGUCCCAGCUCCCUCUACAUGGCCUGGCUUGAGACAGUCUCCAAGGACUUACCCCCACCAAUUGUCUUCAUCCGAGGCAAUCAAGAGGAUGCACUCACCUUCUACUGUCAAUAG
Molecule: messenger RNA, 2652 nt
Organism: Thamnophis elegans (Western terrestrial garter snake)
Lineage: Eukaryota; Metazoa; Chordata; Lepidosauria; Squamata; Natricidae
Product: solute carrier family 12 member 3-like
Exons: 25
Coding region: 28-2652 (874 amino acids)
Biological process (GO): potassium ion import across plasma membrane; sodium ion homeostasis; chloride ion homeostasis
Cellular component (GO): membrane
Molecular function (GO): sodium:potassium:chloride symporter activity
Source: RefSeq, a predicted model, not a curated record